GCGAUCUGACAGGUUCAAAGAUAUGCCUGUUCAUAGACGUGCAUAGACUACACCCUUCGUUGUUGCAUGUGCUGACGGCCUGAGGAGCAGAUCAAAAUCUCCAAACUCCACCACGUUUGGCGGGAUAGAGUUCGGUGGGCUACGGAAAGCACCUUUUCUUUCCUGCUCACCAUUUUCCUACCAAGAUUUCAUUUCAUCCUUCUGGACCACUUCUGUUGUAUUUCUUUUACACCCAAUGCAGCGACAACUUGCCGACAGGUGGGCUCGCAAGCGCUAUUUCGGUUGAAUUGGAGGAGGUAAACACAGGUGGUGUGCGUAUUGACAUCACGAAAGAGGAGGAUCACGAAAGCAAUCAGAAACCCAGAGCACAAACAGAUACCCUUGCUUAAAUUACUCAUUUUUCCACCAUCGCUACCGACGUUUCCUUUGGACCUUACGAAGCAGCCUCCGUCAAAAUGCAUAUCUCCAAGAAACUAGCUCUUGCCCAUGAGCAGAACCGACCAACUUUUUCUUUCGAAUUCUUCCCACCCAAGACUGCUCAAGGUGUCCAGAAUCUGUACGAUCGGAUGGAUCGGAUGCACGACUUGGGCCCUGCUUUCAUAGACAUUACAUGGGGGGCAGGAGGAAGAAAUUCGCAGUUGACUUGUGAAAUGGUCAAUGCAGCACAAACUCACUAUGGCUUGGAAACAUGCAUGCAUUUGACUUGCACAGACAUGGAAAAAUUACAAAUCGACCAGGCUCUCCGACUGGCCUACAAGGCAGGUUGCUCAAAUAUCCUGGCACUGCGAGGAGAUCCACCUCGAGACAAGGAAAAGUGGGAGGCCAAAGAUGAAGGUUUCAAACAUGCAAAAGAUCUCGUCAAAUAUAUUAAGACAGGGUACGGCGAUGCUUUUGACAUUGGCGUGGCAGGUUAUGCCGAAGGAUGUGACGACAAUCGAGACGUGGACGUCCUGAUCGAUCAUCUCAAGGAAAAGGUGGAUGCCGGAGCCUCGUUCGUUAUCACACAAAUGUUCUACGAUGUGGACAUAUUUCUGGAUUGGGUCAAGAAGUGCCGCGACCGUGGGAUCAAUGUUCCCAUUAUUCCCGGCAUCAUGCCUAUUUCGACUUACGCCUCAUUCAUUAGACGAGCAGAGUGGACUAAAUGUAAUGUUCCUUCAGAGUGGUACAAGGCGCUAGAGCCUGUCAAGAACGACGACGCCGCUGUCAGGGGAGUUGGCAAGGACUUGAUUGUUCAGAUGUGUCGGAAACUCCUCGAUGCCGGGAUCUUGCACUUGCAUUUCUACACCAUGAAUCUAGCUCAAGCCACAAGAAUGAUUCUCGAGGAACUCUCUCUGACUCCCGAGACCUCAGGUAUGCCUCUGGAGAAACCACUACCUUGGCGCCAGUCUCUUGGCUUGAAUCGCAGGGAUGAGAGUGUCAGGCCCAUCUUUUGGCGCAACCGCAAUACCUCGUAUAUUGCUAGAACAGCUGAUUGGGACGAAUUCCCUAAUGGCCGAUGGGGCGACAGUCGCAGUCCUGCUUUCGGGGAACUUGACGCUUAUGGCAUCGGCUUGAAAGGAACCAAUGAGAGCAAUAUCAAGCUUUGGAACAAGCCAAAGACGCUGAGAGAGGUCACGGAGCUUUUCGUUCGUUUCCUAAAUGGUCAAUUGGAUAGAUUGCCUUGGAGUGAAGGGUCAAUCUCUGCCGAGGCUAACAUCAUCAAGGAGGAUCUCCUCAAGCUGAACAAGCGUGGUCUUUUGACCAUCAAUUCCCAGCCAGCUGUCGAUGGUGCAGCUUCUGACGAUCCGGUCCAUGGAUGGGGACCUCCGGGAGGUUGGGUCUACCAGAAGGCUUAUCUGGAGUUGUUGGUGUUCCCCUCGAUGAUCGAGACGGUCAUCGAAAGGCUCAACGCCAACAAGAACUUGACUUACUAUGCGGUCAACAACCAAGGCAAGCUGCUCACGAAUGCGAAAGAUGAGGGACCUAACGCCGUGACUUGGGGAAUCUUCCCUAACCGAGAAGUUGUUCAGCCGACAAUUGUCGAGACGGUCUCUUUCCUCGCCUGGAAGGAUGAAGCUUUUCGCUUGGGGGAGGACUGGGCCAAAUGCUAUCCUGCCGGCUCCGGAACUCGGAAGCUGAUCGAAGCGAUUAUGGCUGAGUGCUACCUUGUCAACAUUGUGAACAACGACUUCCAUCAGACGAGCGAGAUAUUUGAGGUAUUUGAAGGGCUUGAAGCUAAUGAUCUCGACAAAGUGUUUACGGAUGAGCCAGCUGACAGUCAUACCAACGGCACCAGGAAUGUUGUCAGCGGCGACGCACCGGUUUCGGAGAUUGAACAGAGCCUCACAUCGGGAGAGCAGCGAAGGGUCCCGUUCCAGACCAAUGGUACUGCUCUAGCAGGCUGACAAAUUUGCGGUCAACCAUCUGCGGGCGCAAGGGCGUCGACAAUUAUGCUCUUGAGCAAUAUGUGAUGCCCUGGUCACGGGAGUUUUUAUGGCGUUCAUCAACCACCAUCUGUCUUUUUUUUUUUUUU
This is a messenger RNA of Exophiala xenobiotica, 2512 nucleotides long. Its product is annotated as methylenetetrahydrofolate reductase. Gene Ontology annotation, biological process: tetrahydrofolate interconversion. Gene Ontology annotation, molecular function: FAD binding; methylenetetrahydrofolate reductase [NAD(P)H] activity. Lineage: Eukaryota; Fungi; Ascomycota; Eurotiomycetes; Chaetothyriales; Herpotrichiellaceae. The record is from RefSeq and is a predicted model, not a curated record. Gene Ontology annotation, cellular component: cytosol. The coding region runs from base 456 to 2384 and encodes 642 amino acids. The transcript has a single exon.